AUGCCCGAGUUUUUCAAGUUCAAAGGCUUCGGGAGCCCGAGCAGCAUCAUCCGCUCCUUCACCCUCCGGCGCGUGUCCGUGGCCCCCAGCGCUCACGAGAGCCUGGCGCCGGGUCUCCCUCCUCCCCACGGCUUCCUGGCCGUGCCCUUCGACAGCACCCAGGAUGAUCUCAACACCAUGCCCAAGAGCCCCGGCCCCUACGCCCGGUCAUCGGACAUGUACAGCCACAUGGGCACCAUGCCCAGGCUGAACCUGGGCAAGGCAGGGAAGAGCCUGGGCAAAGCCAAGAGUAGCCAGAGCUGCCGGGAGAAAGGGAGUCCCAGCGACAAAACCCCCCGGACAGCCCCGCUCCCCAGCCUCACGUCCCCUGAGAUGCCCAGCACCUCUGAGCCGGGCACGGACUCACCUUCAGCCGCUGGGCACGCAGAGCGGGAGGAGGAGGCGGCUCAGCCCAUGGACACCCCGGGGGCAGCGAUGGCUGGGACAGACCAGGAACUUGUGGGGAACGUCUCCUGCCCCAAGACAGAGGCACUGAGCUCCAGCGUGGCCCCGAGCUCCAGCGUGGCCCCAAGCCCUGUCACGGCAGCGGAGACCACCAACGGGGAUCUGCUGGAAAAGGGGCAAGAGCAUCCUGGGAAGAGUUCCCCAGACAGCCAUCACGAUGGCCUGGAGUCCGGCAGUGAAUACGUGAAGUUCUCCAAGGAGAAAUACAUCCUUGACUCAUCACCCGAGAAGCUUCACAAGGAGCUGGAAGAGGAGCUGAAGCUGAGCAGCACUGACCUGCGCAGCCAUGCCUGGUACCACGGCCGCAUCCCCCGGGAGGUGUCAGAGAGCCUGGUGCAGAGGAACGGCGACUUCCUCAUCCGCGACUCCCUCACCAGCCUGGGUGACUACGUGCUGACAUGUCGCUGGCGCAACGAGCCCCUCCACUUCAAGAUCAACAAGGUGACAGUCAAGUCCAGCGACGGCCAUACCCGCGUCCAGUACCUCUUCGAGCAGGAGAGCUUUGACCACGUGCCCGCCCUCGUCCGCUUCUACGUGGGCAAUCGCAAGGCCAUCUCCGAGCAGAGCGGAGCCAUUGUCUACUGCCCCAUCAACCGCACCUUCCCUCUGCGCUACCUGGAAGCCAGCUAUGGGCUGGCCAACGGCAAGCAUGGGGGACCCCACAGCCCCGCCACCCAGAAAGGGGGGCACAUCAAGAGGAGGAGCAUCACCAUGACAGACGGCCUGACAGCUGACAAGAUCACCAGGGCUGAGGGGUGCCCGACCAGCGUGUCCCUGCCCCACCACAGAGACAUCAUUCGCAACUGCGCCGUCAGCGUGGACCAGAUCCAAGACCUGCACUCCCCGAUGUCCCCCAUCUCCGAGAACCCAGCGUCACCUGCCUACAGCACGGUUACACGGCUAAAGCCACAUGCCUGCCAAGCGCCCGGGAUUGCCCCGGCCUCUCCGGUCAUAAGAAGGUCCAGCGAGCCCCAGCUGUGCCCGGGGAACAGCAGCAAACCUCUGCCAGACCCUGCCCACAGCACCCACUCGACUCCCUGCCACGGGUACGCCCGCGCCUCCCCCUCUCCCUCCGUGAACAGCUACAGCGACCCAGACACGGGGCAUUACUGCCAGCUCCACCCCACCUCGCCCAUCAGCAGAGACCGGCCAGCUCAUGACAUCAAGCAGCUGCCAACAAAGAGUUACGUGGAGAGGCUAAAGGUGGAGGAAGGACAGAGAGGGACUAUGGAGAACAGCUCUGGGGAAGCAGAGGCAGGGCAGAGGCUGAAAGGAGAGCUGGACUUCAUGGGCUUUGUGCCCCCCACCAUGGAGACAACUUCCUCCUUCAACCCUGCGGCCUUCCAGUCCCUGCUGAUCCCCCUGGAGAACAAACCCCUGGAGAUGGCUGUGCUCAAGAAGGUCAAAGAGCUGCUGGCAGAGGUGGACGUGAAGACGCUGGCCAAACACAUCACCAAAGUGGACUGCCUGGUUGCCCGGAUAUUGGGCGUGACGGCGUUUCACACCAUGUCCAUCAUGAUCGCUGUGGACAUCCUGGGCUGCACGGGCAGCACGGAGGAGCGGGCGGCCCUGCUCCACAAAACCAUCCAGCUGGCCGCCGAGCUGAAGAGCACCAUGGGGAACAUGUUCAGCUUUGCGGCUGUGAUGAACGCCCUGGAAAUGACACAGAGGGCGCCGCAGGCCUGGGGCAGGUGGGGAGGGGGACGCAGGGGCACGGGGCUGCGCAGGGUCCUCAGGGUGCCUCUCUCUGCAGAAGGGCCGCCGCUGACCAACACCACCUUUCCCCACAUCAUGCCCGUUGUGACUCUCUUGGAGCGGGACGAGGCUCUCACGGAGACCCCCGAGCCCUGGGAGACCACCGACAACGGCGUGGAGGUGGUCAUGGCCCACCUGGAAGCGGCGCGGAUGGUGGCCCACCACGGUGGGCUCUACCACACCAACGCCGAGGUGAAGCUGCAGGGUUUCCAGGGCAGAGCGGAGCUGCUGGAGGUCUUCAGCACCGACCUGGUGGGGCAGCCGCUGGCCCGGCAGCAGGUGGAGAAGGCAGUGAGGGAGUUCCUGGGGAACCACAGUCCCGUCAAACCCCUCGUCAUGUCCUUCCACGGCUCCACGGGAACAGGGAAGACCUACAUGAGCUCCAUGCUCGUCCGCCACCUCUUCCAGGGUGGGCUCCAGAGCCCCUACGUUCACCACUUCUCCCCGAUCGUGCACUUCCCCCACGCCGAGCGGGUGGAGCAGUACAAGGAAAACCUGAAGCGCUGGAUCCAAGGGAACCUGACAAACUGCGGACGGUCGGCCUUUCUCUUUGACGAGAUGGACAAGAUGCACCCGGGCCUGAUCGACGUGAUCAUACCGUUCCUGGGACCCUCGUGGGUUGUGUACGGGACCAACUACCGCAAAGCCAUCUUCAUCUUCAUAAGCAACGCGGGAGGGGAGCAGAUCAACGAAAUGACGCUGGAUCUCUGGCGUGCCCGCAAGGACCGGGAGGAGAUCAGCCUGCAGGACCUGGAGCCGGCCAUCUCCAAAGCCGUGUUCGAAAACCCUCAGAGUGGAUUCUGGAAAUCCGGGAUCAUUAACGAACAUCUCAUUGACUUCAUUGUGCCCUUCCUCCCACUGAAGCGCCACCACGUAAAGCAGUGCGUUGUCAACGAACUUGUCCAGCAAGGCCUCGAAGUACGUCCGGGUGUUGUCCAGGAGGUGGCUGACAGCAUCCCCUACUUCCCAGAAGAAGAGAAAAUAUUCUCAUCAACAGGCUGCAAAACAGUGGCCUCUCGGAUCAGUUUUUUCUUCUAG
Opisthocomus hoazin is the source of this 3297-nucleotide messenger RNA. Lineage: Eukaryota; Metazoa; Chordata; Aves; Opisthocomiformes; Opisthocomidae. The record is from RefSeq and is a predicted model, not a curated record.